ACGACGACCCUGCAUACCAGAUCUUAUCAAGACAGUCAGUGUGCAAAAGUCGACAAUUACUACACUCGGUUUGCGUGUGGCUCUGCAUCUGUAGCUUCCUACCCAGUCUAACCAAGUCCGCCAUAUAAAGAAGACCCUGCCGACGUGAGGAGGGAUUUAGUAUAAACAAACAGUUCAACGUUACGUCGUGACGUCCAGUUCAGGACAGUAACGUUAACAUGACGCUGACGUCGCGUGUGAUUGUAACGCUUUGUAUAUUUCUGCUGAUCUCGUUAACUGAACGGCGGUCUCUAGCCUCAGAUCUUACCCAGUUAGAAAACGACAGCGAGGAGGCUCUCCUGAGGAAGUUAAUAGCUGAACUGGAGGAGGUACAGGCAGGAGAAGAGUUACAAGCACUUUCAAGGGGGGUUGGCAAUACUGAUGCUAAAACCGAAAAUAAAGAGACCGACGAAGAUAUGUUACAUAAACUUAAGGCACAAACAGACCGUGACAAGGACAAAUACCGUCACCAAAAAGCGGCCACAACAACCGCUGAUUCAAAUUCAGCCACGACGGAAACUCCCAUGCGGACCACUUCAACAACUACCAGACCGCCUGUUACAACAACUACCACAACAACUACCACGACAACAUCAACGGCGACAUCAUCAGCAACAACAGCAACAACAAAGCCAAAGACCUCGUCAACAAUGUCAUCAGCAGCUCCACCAGCAACAACAACGUCCACAACAACCACCUCGUAUCCCACCGCCACCACCAGAGUAACACCUCCAUUCACAUCCACUGCACGCCCUCCCGAUGACUUUGACAUGGUCAUCUCCAUAAUGGAGCUGGUCAGAAAAUGGCGGAAGGCUGGUCUGCUCGCACCACUGGCACCGAACGCUAAAAGCAUAGAUAAACCGACAGAAGUUUCGCCGCACGCCAACAAAUAUGCCGAAAGUAGCAAGAGCAGCGAAGCUGAUGUGACUGAAGAAGCAACGUCAACCACGACUGUCCCUUCGACAUCUUCAACAAAUCUUCCUCCAACUUCUACCAAGUUACCUUCCACAAGGAUGGCCGCCACAGCCAGUGACCAGACGACAGUAACUAUGGAAACUGCCUCAACGAUAGAUGUCACUAGUGUGCCUACUCCAGCUGAAACAACGGAUGGCGCUUCGGCUAACGUGAGCAAAAAGUCAGAGUCAGAUGUCUUGUUAGAACUGGCAGAAACAUCUGGCAAAGAGCACAAUUCUAAGAGUGAAUCGCCUGAAGACGACAGCGAAAAGACCAAUAAGGACAAAGAAAAAAGACUGCUUCUUCGUCUUCUUAUUAAAAAGCUGAAUAAUGCUGGCAAGACACGGGAAGAAUUGGUGUGGCCUCACGGAAACUGGGGACUGCCUCGUCUUGGCAACCAGCGCUGCCCUGGCGAGUCCCCCGUCUGGAGUAUGGGCACAAGGACGCAGGAUACGGAGAACGACAUGCCGGGCAACAAGAUGUCCCUAGCGUACCCAUCUCUGGUAGGCGGGAACCCUGGGAAGAGCGUGAUGACGCAAUCCUUCUGCAUGAAGUCUGAUGUCACAGAUGACGGUGACCCUGUCACGUGGCCCGCUGGCGAAUACUGUAUUUAUAGGUACAAGGGAUCAUGUCCUAAAGACUUCGACGUCGGAUUCAUCCAAUGGGACGAUGAAAACACCAACAACAAAAACAGCCGAUCUGGCGAACUUCCAGACGGUAUAUACGGUACGAACACCCAGAUCGAGUUCUGCUGCAGAACUGACGGCAAAUGGUCUGAUGACGUCACUCUCCCCACCGCAGAACCCUUCCUCCUUUUACAGAAGAACCCCAUGGACUGUCAGCGGGUAGCGGGCAUGGAUGCGAGCCAGACGUGGUUUCAGUGGGACACGGAAGACGAGACGCGCGGCGCCAGCUCAGCGGGAUCUGUCCCUUAUAACGGAGUCACGAAGGACGGGGAGGUUAAGCUUCACUACUGCACUUAUUUUCCUUCUAAGCGUCGAUGAUUUCAUUUCGACCCUUUUUUCUACAAAAUGCUCAUUUCUUUUAUUAAUCUUUAAAAACGGUCUUGUUAUCAUUUACUCGCGCGUGUAGCAUCGUCUCUUUCACAAUAAUAGCGUUAGUUCUGAAAAAUAGGUUCGUAAUCUUGAAUGAACUGGAAAUCGGUUCGAAUAUUACGAAACUUCACGGUAUGUAGGCGUCUUGAUCAACAGAGGUUGUGCAUCAGCGCCUCAAAUCAAAACUUAGUAUCGAUCUGCCAUAGAUUGAAACAGUAAACAAAUUUCAUCAAAAUUUUCCUGGUUAGUAUAGGUUUUAAUAAAUAAAUUAGUUAAUUGAUAAUAAGAAUAUAAAUGGUGGUGUGAAAGGAAUGACAGUCUGCUAGGAACCGUAGAGACGGUUUCACUUUACUUAUAUAGGCGACUUUCGCCUUGUACAUUUGUAUUUAGCCGGAUAUUACCGGUCUACCCUUUUAAUCGUAUGAGAUCCCAGACUUAAAUUCUAUUCCUGGGACUAGCAUUCCCUCCACACCGCGUAGUUUGUUUUGUUAUUACCGCGCAAACCCGAAAAAUAUACAUUCUAUUUUCUAUUGGAAAAGUACGACAUAUUGGAAUAAUGCCGUGACGGUAGUUAGCAUCGAGUAUUUUUAGAUAAGUGAUGCAUGAGAAUUCUGUGCCGGGAAAAGUGCUAAUAUUAGUUUUUCUUUCUAGCCAUACUUCAGCCUAUAGCCAUUUUACACCAUGGCCAGUCACUCUAGUAAAUCAACCUUUUCAAGUUUCACGAGCAUCAUAGUAUAUAAUUUUUUCUCGCGUUUAAAUAUCAACUUACCUCAGAUUUUUAAAUUUUUAUAAUAAUCAUAUUAUUACCAAUUGUGUAAAAUACGCGUGUAUGUAAGCACAAAGUCUUUUGAUAAUGUCGAAGAGGUCCUUGUUAGUUUAAGGUAAAAGCGGCGAAUUGUUGUCAGAAAAUGCUCCCUGUCAUCGGUUCCCCCUGGUGCUACAUGUAUUUACAUUACUUUUUGUGCUAGAGUCGAAAUAUACAAGAUACUU
Messenger RNA from Lingula anatina, 3038 nucleotides. RefSeq lists its product as uncharacterized. NCBI's taxonomy places the organism in Eukaryota, Metazoa, Brachiopoda, Lingulata, Lingulida, Lingulidae. The record is from RefSeq and is a predicted model, not a curated record.